AUGCCUCCCCGAAGGCAAUGGAUUGAUAAAAAAUCUGCCACCACCUAUCAGCUCUUUCACAGGUCCCAAAACGACCCCUUAAUUCACGAUGCGGAGGCAGACGAUAGAGUUCUCCAUAGGGUGUCGGGUGCCCCCAUAACAGAAUCGCCCUCUAUACCUCUAAAAACUACCAAAACAACAGCCAAGAAUCUUGCGGAACUCGAGAAGGAAUUUGGAGGUGCUCAGGUCCGCAAGAAUGAAGGAGAGGCUGCUAAUUAUGGGAUAUACUAUGAUGAUUCGCAAUAUGACUACAUGCAACAUCUUCGAGACUUAGGCAGGAGUGGAGAUGGACAGUCGCAUUUCAUUGAAGCAGUCCCGGUUAAGGGGAAAGGGAAGGCCAGGACUGUGAAGCUUGAGGAUGCUUUACGAGAGACUUCAUUGGAUGAUGGAGAUGACCUUGGCUCAGUCUAUGAUGAUAUCCUGUCUACAGCAUCGACUUACUCUCGGAAGCCCACAUAUCAAGAUCAACAGAACGUCCCCGAUUCGAUUGCUGGUUUUCAACCCGAUAUGGAUCCACGGCUGAGAGAAGUUCUAGAGGCUCUUGAAGAUGAUGCAUUUGUGGAUACGGAUGACGCCGGGGAUUUAUUCGAAUCCCUUGUCCAAGGUGGGCCGGAUGCCGAAGUGGAUCCCAGCGAAUGGAAAGAUACCUUUAUUGAAGAUGACGAUGAAGGCUGGGAAUCGGAUGCAACGGAGAAAGCACCAGAGCAACCAAGCGUAAGCACCACCUAUGCCGAAUCACCCGCCAAAGGACCCAUGGACGAUGUGCAAAUUCCAGACACAGUUGCCGGCGAGGGAGACUGGCUCCGCAACUUCGCGCAGUACAAGAAGGACAUUAAAUCGAAACCCGCCCCGCCUCUCAUCCACGGGGAUACUGGCUCCGUCUUACGAGCCGGAACCGUGGCGUCCACAAUGUACACGGCGGGCGGGACCCCCGUCCGUAGAAAGAAGCGCAAAGGUGCACUCACAAACUCAACCGCAUACUCCAUGACCUCAUCAUCUCUUGCGCGAACAGAGGGACAUCGCCUGCUCGAUGACAGGUUUGAAAGAAUUGAGGCGCUCUACGCGCUAGAUGAAGAGGGCGAGGACUAUGAUGGCGCCAGUUUGGUGGAUGAUAUGUCUGUGGUGAGCGGGAUGUCCAAGGUUUCUGAAGUGCCCAGUCUUGUUAGCGGUGGGACACCGCUCCGAUCGGAUUUCAAUCAGAUUAUGGAUGGCUUUCUGGAGGGUUGGGAGGAUCGUGGUGUUCAUGCCAAGAGGAAAGGGGCCAAGGGCAAGAGGGGUAAGAAUGGGAAUGAGGCUAUUGGGAUGAAAAUGUUGGAUGAGAUCAGGCAGGGCCUUGGACCGGCCAAGUUGCCUGGGAGGGUGUAG
Molecule: messenger RNA, 1404 nt
Organism: Paracoccidioides brasiliensis Pb18
Exons: 2
Coding region: 1-1404 (467 amino acids)
Biological process (GO): ribosomal small subunit biogenesis; ribosomal small subunit export from nucleus
Cellular component (GO): nucleus; cytosol; preribosome, small subunit precursor
Source: RefSeq, a predicted model, not a curated record